Closterium sp. NIES-65 is the source of this 2436-nucleotide messenger RNA. Lineage: Eukaryota; Viridiplantae; Streptophyta; Zygnematophyceae; Desmidiales; Closteriaceae. The record is from the annotation of a GenBank genome assembly.
AUGAGGAAGUCGACCUCAUUGUGGACGGUCGUCUACUACGCAUGGUUCGGGAGCGUGCGGCGGAGCAAGCACUUGCGAGCGGCGGAGCAAGCACCUGCGAGCGGCCAGCAAGGAGGAACUGGUGAAGGAGGAGCUGUGCACGAAGCUCCAACUGCCGUGGGCAUUGGCGGAGGAGCUGUUGCACCGACCAUUGACGUGGGAUUGAUCGGGACAAGCUACGGUCAAUUCAAGUUCGGAGUUGAACACAUCUCCGUGACGCCGCUGCUGGAGGGAAGGCACGACCUUACCGCGAAAGGAGAUGAUGAGACGGCGGAAUCGUACUGCAAUAGGGCCUGCACCAUCCGAGCGGAGCUGCUGACCAUGGGACAGGAGGUCCACAUGGCCACGUUUGCCGCUCACGUGCUGAAGGGCCUACCACCAGAGUACGGGUUCCUUCGCCGCAAGCUCGACAUCUCCAGCCCUGACAUGACGGUGGAACGUGUGUGCAGUGAGGUGUUGAUGGAGGAGCAGACUCUCUCCAUCGAACACAGUUACAAGCAGAUCACCGGCGAUGCAUCUGCUUUCUCGGGCGCUGUCAACACGGUCGUGGCUACAACGGGGGUCAACAACGGGAAGGAAGGAAAAGGGGGGAAGGAGCAGACGGACAAGAAGAAGGAUGGCAAGCGGGAGAAGAAGCGAGCCCCCUUCAAGGGGCGCUGCUACAACUGCAAUGAGGAGGGGCACAUGGCUGCCAAGUGCCCCAACAAGAAGAAAGAUACAACGCCCGCGGCAGCCGCGAACGUAGCUGAAGGAGACGGGAAGGGCGUGGCACUCACCGUCGCGUGUUCGGCUGCAAAGUUGCUGGCCGACGACAAGGACUUGUGGUUCCUUGACUCGGGAUGCUCCCAACACAUGACCGGCCGCAAGGAGUGGUUCACGGUGAUCCGUGACCCAUCUACAACGAAAUCAGUCAAAGGGUUUGAUGGUUCUAUGCAGGAAGUUGCCGGUGUUGGUGAGGUUUUGCUGGAGGGCACUAACGGCUUGCGUGUGACCCUACAUGAUGUCCUCUUUGUGCCAGGAAUGAAGGCCAACCUGGUCUCCCCUGGGCAGCUCUUGGACAAGGGAGCAAAGCUGCAAACCGAGGAAGGUGUCACUCGCAUCAUCGCAUCAGGAGGUCAAGUGGCUGCAACGGCACGAUACCGCCAUCGCCUUCACUGCCUUGACCUGAAACCGGGGCCAGCAAGGAAUGGUGCAACGGCUGCAGCAGCAUGCAACGGCACGGCGGCUGCAGCGGCAUGCACCGUUAUGGCGGGUGGAGCGGCGAGCAAUGGCACAGGGGCUGGAGCGGCAUGCAACGGCACGGCGGCUGCAACGGCAAGCAACGGCAUGGCGAAGGAGAUUGCUGAUGUGGCGUCAAGCAAGCCGGAAGCUAACGAUGGAGCGGCCAGCCUCAAGACUUACGCGGUGGGCUCCAAGGCAACGCCCAACCUGUGGCACGCUCGCCUUGGACACGUCCACUUCGAUGCGGUGAAGCGGACAGCCACGAGCGGUGGCGUGUUCGGUAUGGACCUGGAGAAAGGAGGUGAGGAUAUGCCGUGCACCUCCUGCCAUGAAGCCAAACUCACUCGCGAAUCAUUUCCGCUGCACGACGAGCGAGAGGAGCAAGUUCUUGGGCUGGCGGGUGAUGGGAAUGACCAGCCCACACCACCCUUUGCUUCAGUCCCAUCUCUCUUUCCUGAGCCCCACGACCCCGAGAAGAAUCUGCCGCCACCACGUACCGUCAUCAUGGUCCCGGUGCCGUCUGUGCAAGGGGGUGAGCAACCCCUUGAUCGCUCGGUGGGCCCUUUGGGCAGCAAGGCACCUACUGCACCUCCUCCUUUCGGUCCACCCUCCGUUGCUGAUUCGGCGCCCGUGGGACCAGAAGAUGGUCCCCUUGAGGAUGGAGGCAACACGGCUGAUCUUGAGGAGGAACUAGAGGUAGCAGUGGAUGAGCAGCUGCCGGUGGCCCUUGAGCAUGAGCCUUCACUUGCAGCUCCUCCCAUCCAGCCCAUUCCACAACCCCUACGUCGCUCCGGCAGGCCUAAUAAGGGGGUGCCACCCGUACGGUUUCAGCCAUCAGCCCUGACGGCCCAUGAUGUGGACGAGGAGGAGAACCCGUACGACAUGGCGUACCUUGCUGAGGACGACUGCGACACGGACAGCGAUGACGAAGUGGAGUACCCGGACGAGGAUGAGGAGGAGGAAGGCGCUUGGGGAGGUGUCAUCCUCGACCUGGCAGCUGCGUUGACCGGACCUGAAGGCAAGGAAUGGACACUCCUCCUGCACCAGACUGCAUACGUGGCGAAGGUGCAGCAGCGGUUCUUCAAGGGGGCGCCACCAAAGAAGCAGCCGAUCACGCCUCUCUCCUCAGCCAGCUUUACCAAGCAGGAUGCCGCCUUGCAGCAGGUGCACACCUAA